This is a messenger RNA of Pyrenophora tritici-repentis Pt-1C-BFP, 1626 nucleotides long. The record is from RefSeq and is a predicted model, not a curated record. NCBI's taxonomy places the organism in Eukaryota, Fungi, Ascomycota, Dothideomycetes, Pleosporales, Pleosporaceae.
AUUCAUUGUUGCUUCAACGAAAAAACCCCAUCAUAGCUACAAUUCCCUAAUUUGAGCGAAGAGCAAGCUUGAAACUUGGAGUGAUAAUGAACUGCUACAUUUCUCAAUAACACAUUCUGCAUUCGAUCAUUGCGAUAUAACGCACGCCUCAACUUGCAUACAUCCGUCUAUCGCUCGAUAUGGCGAUUCUACUACUCCUCGCCUCCCUCUUUGGAGGCUUGGUCUGCUACAUCCUCGGUGUAAUCAUCUACAGAUUAACCCUCCACCCCCUCGCCAAAUACCCCGGCCCAUUCCUCGCAAAAAUUACGGACAUCUACCUCGCAUACUACGCCUACAAGGGAUCACGACAUCUAGCCUUCCACCGCGCGCACGAGCAGUAUGGAACCUAUGUUCGUCUGGGGCCGAAUCUACUUUCUAUCAACACCGCCACGGGGCUAAAGACAAUCUAUGGGUUCCGCUCGAAUGUCAAGAAGGCGUCGUUUUACGAGGCGUUUCCCAGUACGCCAAAGGCCGUCAGCGUACAUAGUGCGAUUGACAAGAUGCAACAUGCGCGCAAGAGACGAGUAAUGAGCCAUGCAUUCAGCGAUUCCGCAAUCAAGAGUUUGGAAAAGUAUAUCCUGGCCAACGUGCGCGUGGGCUGUGAACUACUAGGUCGCAAGAGCAACAACUGGAGCGGAGAGAAGAGUUUGACAGACGAGAAGGAUGGGGGUUGGAACGAUGCGUGGAACACGGCGCAUUGCAAGGGCCAAGCUAUGGAGCGCACGAAGCUUGGUGUGGAUGUUGACCGCAAGGACUUCUUCUACUACCUUCUCAAUGCAAAGGAUCCGGAGACUGGCAAAGGCUUCAGCAUGGAUGAACUGUGGGGAGAGUCGAAUCUCCUGAUUAUUGCUGGCUCGGAUACGACAUCAACGGCUAUGGCUGGCACCUUUUUCUACCUCGCCAACAACCCGUCAGCGUUGCAAAAGGUGUGCAAGGAGAUCCGCGAGGCUUUCGCCGACGUCGAGGAGAUUGUAACCGGACCCAAACUUGGCGCUUGCUCAUUCCUACGUGCAUGCAUCGACGAGACGAUGCGAAUGACGCCCCCGGUAGCCGGCGCUCUUCCACGCGAAGUCCUUGCUGGCGGCCUGGAUGUUGAUGGCCACCAUAUCCCCGCUGGUAUCGAUGUCGGCGUCCCCAUCUACGCCAUUCAUCACAACCCCAAUUACUUCCCUCAACCAUUCGACUACAUUCCCGAGCGAUGGCUGUCGGACCCCUCCGCGAAUCCACUCCAUCAUAGCCUGGCUGCGGCGCAAUCGGCAUACAACCCCUUCAGCAUUGGUCCUAGAGGCUGCAUUGGCAAGGGUCUGGCUUACGUAGAGCUGACGGUGACCAUUGCACGAGUUCUGUACCUGUACGAUCUGAGGUUGGCACCAGGUACAACCCUGGGUGCUGGAAGCAAAGAUCUGGAAGUCGGCAGGACAAGGGCGACUGAGUAUCAAAUCCAGGAUGUGUUUGCGAGUAAGAAGGAUGGGCCGGUUUUGCAAUUUCGAGCAAGAACGUAGGAUACUUAAUGUGGAUACUAGACGGCCAACACGUCGUUGUGUGAUUAUCCCAGACUAGCGUUAGAAUUGUUUCUCCUUACCAUAA